AGUUACCAACUUCGGUUCCGAUUAUAACAGACACUCACACGGUGUUCCACUCCUUCAUUUUCCCUCCAAAAUUUCCCACGCCCCCCCCCCCCCCCCCCACUAUUUUCCCUCCACCUCCAAAAACCCUAAUCUUUCACUCUCUCGCUCCCUCUCUUUCCCCAAUUGAUCGUCCUUCGCUUCUCACUUCCGCAUACUUCCUACCCCACUUUCGAUCGUUACCGUCAAUUUUAUUUUAUUUUAUUUUUCGUAUUUUUUCCUUCUGAAAUUUCGAUGCUUUUUUCUAGGGUUCUGGUGGAUUCUGAUCUGGUUUCCGAUAAGAGUUGAAAUGGGUUCCCUCUGGGACGGCGACGAUGAAAUCAAGCCGAUGGAGAAAAACUCACUCGUCGACUGCGCCGAUACCGAGCCCAUUGAUACUCAGAUUUCAAGCCCUCCAUUGUCCGAUGAGAAGGGCCAAUCGAAGGAUGCGGAUGAGUUAGUGCGAGACAUUGUGCCAUGUGAUGAUACUGUUCCAGUUGAAGAUGCAUUUGAAACCCAAAUGGUAGAUUUUAGUGAUGAAACCCAAUUAAUGGAUUUCGCAACUGAAACCCAAGUAAUGGAUUUUGGUGGCGAAACCCAAGUAUUGGAUUUGGGUGGUGAAACACAAGCGAUGGAUUUCGGUGGUGAAACACAAGCGACGGAUUUCGGUGGUGAGACACAAGCAGUGGAUUUCAGUGGUGAAACACAAGUAUUGGAUGAUAUCAACUGCUUUGCAAACAUGGAGGAUACUCAGUUAUUAGAGUUUGAUGAUGUAGUUGUCAGUGACAGUGAAGAGUCGGAUGCCACUGAAGUUUUGGAUGAUAGUAAGGAUCUAACUGACAAUGAAUCGGUACGGAGAGGUUCUGAUCAAUUAAUGAAUGGGGAGAAUAUUUGCCGCACUCCUUGCGAAAAUAGUGAAAAUGGGUUAACAGAGCAAGCCAAUCAUUUGGUCGACAAGCAACAUAAUGCAGGGCUCCAUGUUUCUGCUGCAACACCUGUGGAUGACGGCUCCCCGGAACUGGGACCAGGUUCUGUGCAUAUGCAAUUUACCUCAGUCCGUGCAGCAUCCUUACAGGCCUCCGGUCUAGCAGCUUGCAGUACAGCUUUGAAUGGUACCAACAGUGAGUCUCGUUCUGUUCCAAGUAAUAACCAAUCUUUGAAUCAACUUUCCGGGAAAGAUAAUGCAGUAUCUCUUUUAGGGGGUUCGACCAUAGAUGGGGGAAAAGUCAACGAGGAGCAUGAUUCAAGGAAUGAGAACAAAUGGAGGACUGGUAGUUCAACAGCAAGAAAACUUUUUACUGAGGAUUCAGAUGCUGAAAACACGGAAAUUUCUCAUAACAGCGCUAGUGAUGAAGAAGCUGAAGAUUUGCUUCAGUUUCCUAGUAAUUUUGCAGGGUUGAGCUAUAUUGACUCUCAAGAACCAGGUGAAUUAUCACAGGCUAAUGCACUUGAUUUUGUGGAUAAAUUCCUCCAAAAUAAUCUUGAUGAGUCUAAUAAAGAAGUUGGCCAUGGAAAGAGUGCAAGGGACAUUUCAAAAUUUGUCUCAAGUGCAAAAGGGCCACAAACUUUGGCCAAGAAAGCCAAUGAAAAAAGCAUAGAUAAAGGGAUUUUCGAUUGGGAUGAUAACCGUGAGGAUGAAGAAGGAGGUGAAUUUUUCCGCCGAAGAAAAGCAGACUUCUUCGACGGAGGUGAAUUUUUCCACCGAAGAAAAGCAGACUUCUUCGACGGCGGAAGCCAUGGGUGGAGAUCUCUUCCCCAACCCCAGAAGUCCAAAGAGAAAAGACAGGAUGUGGAGAAGGAUUGCAAAAAACAAUUACAAGGAAAGAACAAGAGAAUAGGUGUAGUUCAUUCUGAUUCAAAACUAUUGUUGCAUAAUUCAAAAGUCGACAAGAAGACAGCACAUGAAGAUGAAAUGAAACAUAUAAAGAAUCUUGUCAGUGAGUUUGACGAACAGUUUAACAAUGACUCCCCUAGAGAGCAGUUGGAUGCUAAUAUUAAUAAGAACGAUGCACCUGAAAUGAUGAAUGUAGGCUUUGAUACUCAAAUGGCAGCUGAAGCUAUGGAAGCCUUGUGUUAUGGUGAAGGGAUUUCCAAUUGUGAUGCUAGUGAUGACCAUCAAGAUGCUCAAGGAAAUCAGAGUUGUCCUGAAGGUUCGAUGGGAGAAAAAUCAAAGAAUAGAACUUGUUCAACGAAACUGUCUUCUCGAAAAAGAGGGCGUUUAACUGAUGCAGGGGUUUCCCGAGAAACUCGACAAGCAAAGAAAUCGAGGGUUGGUAGGAAGGAGUGUGAAACAAAGUUGGUGAUAGCAAAAUCAAAGAAGGGGAAGUCCAAUGCUAAAAAGCAUCUUAACAUCAUUGGGAACAGAAACAUGGAGAAAAUGCCUUCUGUUGCUAUUGGCCUAAGAGCAGAAGGAUCUAUAAAAAAGCAUUUACAACAGGAUGUUGGUACGUUUAAGCUGAUCGCACAUCGAACUAGACGGUCUAUGGUGGUAAAUCAGUUAAAGAAAGCUGACGAUGCAUCCAGUGAUUGUGGAGAAGAGUCGAGCUCUCAAUCAGAGGAUGUUGCAACUAGAGAAAAAAUAAUUAGUUUCACAGGUGUUCAGGUGUCUAAUGCGUUGAAUGCAAAAUCUUCAAAAUCAGGUCCCAAUCGAUCCGGAGAAGUUGGAAAUCAUAAACCAAGCCAACAUCAUGGUUCAGAUCUCAAGUUUGAAGCUAUUUGCAAUGGCAUCAAAUUGGAUGCUUUAAGCUUCCCCAAAGGAAAAAGAUCUAGGAGAAAGUUAUCUGAUCAGGUUUAUGGGCCUGAUAACUUGAAUGAUCCACCAACCCCAUCUGUUCACCCAGACAAAGUUGGACAACAUGUCACUAGGCACACAAGGUUGCAGGGUGCUGCUCAAAGCAUUUUUGUUGAUGUAAAGUCAACAAGAAGAACCCGAUCAGCUACACGUGGUGACAAGAAUUGUGCUAGAAAACUUGCACAUCACAGUUUAAAAACUGAUCCUUGGAAAGCUCCUCUUCGUUGUAAUUCUUCUCAUAAGGAUGGGAUAAUGAUAUCAGAGAUUACAACUGGUGGAGAGGCAGUUGGAAUUCUUGACAGGAUGAGUGAUGCAAAUCCGUCUUCUGCUACUAAAAUGAGGGAUGAAUCCCCGCUAGGGAAAUGCAAACCACUGGAUUCAGCUUGUGCUACUCCAGUUAACAGUAAGGUGCCUGUCAAUGAUGCAUCUCCAGUUUGUAUGGGUAAUGAAUAUUUCAAACAGUCAUGCAAGAAGACCCCUUCAAGGCCAAGUCUUUUGAAAGAAAUCCGUGACUUAAGUGCAAAUGGGCAUGCACCAACUUCAGCAUCAAAGGAUUUAAGGAAGAGGAGAGAUAUGACUGAUGUUCGAGUAUUGUAUAGCCACCACUUGGAUGACUAUGUAAUUAAGCAUCAGAAAAAGAUUUUGGCCCGACUAGGAGUUUCUGUAGCAUCCUCUAUGACAGAUGCCACACACUUCAUAGCAGAUCAAUUUGUGCGUACGAGGAAUAUGUUAGAAGCUAUUGCUGCUGGAAAACCUGUGGUGACGCAUUUAUGGCUUGAUAGCUGUGGACAAGCUAGUUGUUUCAUUGAUGAGAAAAACUAUGUACUAAGGGAUACCAAGAAGGAGAAGGAGUUUGGCUUUAACAUGCCGACUUCGUUGGUACGUGCGUGCCAGCAUCCACUUCUGGAGGGUCGUAAAGUCUUCAUCACCCCAAAUACGAAGCCUGGUAAAGAAAUCAUUUCUAGUCUGGUCAAAGCAGUCCAUGGCCAGGCUAUAGAAAGAAUUGGUAGAUCUGUUUUGGAGGCUGAUAAAAUUCCAGAUGAUCUGUUGGUUCUAUCUUGUGAAGAAGAUUAUGAAAUUUGUGUGCCUUUACUUGAAAAAGGAGCUACAGUUUACAGCUCAGAGUUGCUUUUGAAUGGGAUUGUUACUCAGAAGCUGGAGUUUGAAAGGCAUCGCCUCUUCACAGAUCAAGUUAAGAAAACCCGUUCGACCAUAUGGCUAAGGAAAGAUGGCAGUAAGUUCCUCCCUGUGACAAAAAAUAAAUAAGGUCAAUUAUAUUUGUUCAUCUUUUCAUUUUUCUUCAAAUAUCUUUCUUUCUUUAUACGGUUAGGCAUUUUCGUUGCAAUAAUGUGCAUUACUAAUUGAGUUUUCUUUUGUAUAUUUUCCCUGUAAAUAUCUCCAUGUUGUAUAUAACCGUGCUACUUGCAAAUAUGUGAGAAGAUUUCUUUGUUCUCCCUU
Molecule: messenger RNA, 4264 nt
Organism: Pyrus x bretschneideri (Chinese white pear)
Lineage: Eukaryota; Viridiplantae; Streptophyta; Magnoliopsida; Rosales; Rosaceae
Exons: 9
Coding region: 326-4072 (1248 amino acids)
Source: RefSeq, a predicted model, not a curated record